AGUGACACAAGAUGGCGACAGCGCGCGCGCCGCUUUGCCACAGCUCAGAGCUGGUGACGGCGGCAGCGACGACCCGUGGCUGUCAGUCGCACUCAGCCUGCACAACAAAAACAUCACCAGCAAGGUGUCCGACUCCCGAGGUUUUACCAUUCAGCUACUUGAAGAAGGCCUUGUCUAACAGACAGCAUUGACCUUCAUGCUGAAAGGUCAAAGGCUGUAAGACUGGAGACCCAUGGAUUGUGGUGGUCAGUUUGAGAGGGACGGUCGAGUAAUGUCGCAAGUUCCUAUGGGUGGGGUUGACCUUUGCGAUAACCUACACAGACCUGAAACCCUUGCUGCCCAAACUCGAAACCUCAAUGAGGCAAACACCCUCACACAGACUUCAAAUCCCUGUUCCUCACAAAAUGAAGAGGAGCAAGAGCACAGGAUCAUUCUUAAUACCUCCCUCAACAACAAUGCAAAAGGCGAAGAAGUGCAGGAAGUGGAUAAACAGGGAAACAUAGGAAAAGGCACAGAGGAUGAAGAGGAAGAAGACACUGAUGAGGUGAUGAAGGAAGCACCAGAAGAGGAGGAGGAGGAUGAAGAGUCUGAGGAAUCAAGUGCUCUAAUUCACUGCCAGUCGCCUGAUACUCCCAUGACUGAUUCUUCAUAUUCAGAAACUGGCAGCCUGCUGGAGUCUCCUUAUCCUUUUAGCCCUGGGACCAGUCCAGAGCCUACAUCCCCUAUUGUUCCAGUCAGUCCACUGAGUGAUACUGAAGUGGACUCUCAGAUCUCCAUCACACAUCCAACUACAGUGGGAGACACAGCUGCUGAUUCCCUACCUUUAACAUCAGACACCAGGCCAACCAGCUCACCUGUGUUUCCCUGUGUUUCGGGGACUACAGAUAGCACAGCAGAAAGUGUAUUCACUGCAGAACACACUUCAUUUACCUCAUCCACAGAGCACAGGCCCACAUGUACCAGAGGGCCUGCCACUUCACACGCGGAGCCUCAAGCCUCAAGGCUCAGCACUUUCGUUGCUUCCACUACAGGUUCUGAGACUACUAGUACAGAACCCACCUCGACCGCAGGGCCUAUAAACUUACACUGGGGACAUAUUACCUCAAUGUCAGUGCCCCCUUGCUUUUCAGUCUCCACCUGCACCACAGGACCUAUUCAGUGCACUUCUCCACUGGAGUGCCUUGAGCAGUUGGCACAUAAAGGGGAUGACACUCGCCUACCACAAUACCUCCACCAGAUUGCUGAGACCUUUGUCCUUCAUGAAGACUACCAGCGGGCACUGUGGUGCCUCCAACUAGAGAGACUCUAUCACCAGAGAGUACUGGACAACCUGAAUACGCUACAGGAACAGUGGGAGAGUAAGUGUAGGACUUCCUCCAGCCUGGAAAUUCAACAUCUGGACAGUCUUAAACACAUCUGCCUGACGCACAGCCGACCAGUGGCUGGAGAUGCUGUGUCUGCAUCUACGUUAGAAGAGGGGGGAGCGAAACGUAUCUCAGCCCAUCAGGUUGAUGGAGGGAUAAAGCAGAGAACUGAAGACUCCUCUCGUUCUCAGCCUGGCCAUUCAAUCACACCCUCCAUUAAUGUGUCAGAUGAGUUCAAGGCCUUUGAAAUCUCCAAAAGGGACAAGGAAGACCCAAACAGAGAAUUACAGGGAAGGGGCAGUUUCCAUGGAUCUCAGCUGACUGACAUGGAGCACAGCGACAAUGAGAAGGGAAGAGCACAAAGAGACGUAGGACACACCAUUACAGUGAUAGGAAAUGGUCUGCACCCCCCUACAGCUGGAGUAAUGGAUCAGUCCAAGCCUGCAGAGCAGCAGGGAGGAGAUUUAGGUCUGACACAGGGAAGAGAGGCAAAAGUGGAAGAAGAGGAGACAGACGUGGAAGUGGCAGUGGAGGCAUUGGAGAUGAAAGAUGAGGAAGAGGAGGAGCAGAAGGACAGAGACGCUGAAUCUGCUCAAAAGGAUCUCCCAGUGGAGACUGUAGUCAGUGGUUCAGAGAUGGGGGCACAGCAGCAUCAGGAAUCCCAGGACAGCGAAAAAACCCAUCUGAACCAGGAAGCCCACUCUCAAGAGGAGAAUGUGAAGCAGCAGGAACCAGGUGAGGAGGAAGAAGAGGAUGGGGAGGAGGAAGUGUAUGAAGAAGAGCAGGCUGACAUAAUCAAAGAAGCUGCUACACUGGAUGACAUGGCUAAACUCAUCACUGUAGAGGAGAUGUCUCCUGCCUCUGGCCUGGUCUCCAUAUUAAAGAGGCGAAGUGUGUGUAUGGACAAUGUGAGCACAACUACCUCCUCAGAUCUGCAGCCGGAGAAACCCACUGCCAAAAGACGUGUUCGCUUCAAGGUUCCCGACGACGGCUACGAGCAGGAUGUUGGUGGUGGAGACUCCUGCCUGCUCCUUUUUUUGCUUUGUCUGGUCACAGUUGUGAUCAGCGUGGGUGGAACUGCCCUUUACUGUGCUCUGGGUGACGUCCACUCUUCAGUCUGUCAGGACUUCUCCAGAAACGCAGACUUCUACAUUGGGCAGAUCCAGCGUGGGAUAACUCAUAUCCAUCACUGGUUUGCUCCUGGGUCAUAGCAACGAACCUGCAGUACAGCGAGGCCCGUGGACGUUUCCGUUUUUCCAUCGUAGGUCACAGUAGAUACAGCUACCACCUGGGGUAAUGGUGCAGGACAGCUGCUACAGACCCUUCCUCUUGGAGCCUGAACUACUGCAUUUUUAAUGCUCUGUGAGGACAACUCCAGGGAUCACUGAGAAGUCAUAGGUUGGAUGUCCAUUUGCAACACUUCUCUGAAAGUUGAAACAAUACAGAGGGAUAAUGACCUACAGCCCUCUCAGCCCUGUCCACAUGAAAUAAGACAUAAAGUAUCAAGGUUUAAAUAUUUAAGAGUCAGUGCCACCUAACUUAAAGGUCAUUGGUAAAUUAGUAAUUAGUAAUGCCAUAACUCUGUCACACUGGAUACCUAAAGUCAGCUUUAAGUGACAUCCACCAAGCUGUAAAAGCAGAUUCUAUAUGACGUAUAUUUUGCGCAGAGAUGCUCUCUGGACACACUGCACAAGGAAAGCUGUCUCGACAGGCAUUUUACAAACUGCUGCAACCAGUAGUGUUGCUUUUAUUAUUUUUUAAAUUACAUGAAAUUUUAAAAUGAACAAACCUUUCUGUGGUCUGCUACUUGAAAUGGACUCAUUGUGUCUUAAUCGUGUCUUAAAUCUUUGAGUGAAUGUUUGGAGUUCAAUGUUAACCUUUGUGUCACUUGUAGGGCAUUUAUACAGUAAUGUGUCAUGUCAGAACAAAGAGCGGGUGUUUCUGGUAUUUGUCAGAAUCUGAGCUGCUAAAAAGCAAUGUGCAGGACAGAUGCGUCCAGUGGGGGAAGUCAGUGCAGUUGCAUGAAGAACAUAAAGAGCUCCACGGGCACUCACCCCUCUGCGCGCAUCUGACCAUUCAAUGCCCUUUUCUCUCUAACAACCACCAAUAAAUUUGUAGCGAGCUAACACGGCUGCCACUGGAGCAUAAACUCUAAACUACCUGAACAUGGGCUUCAAUGAGCUAAGUUUAGCUUUGUGUAGCAUAUGCAACAUGUACAGGACAGAGCAACUCUGUAUAUAUUGUCAAAAGAAUGUUUUACAUGUUGCAUAAAAGACUGGUACGAUUUGAUCUAUUUUCACAGGCUUUCCAUAUAAUCAGAACAAAAAAAUUCUAUAUCCAAAAGGUUUUCAGGUUCAGUGUGAAAAGGAGAUUUCAGUGAUAAGCUGGCAGAUCACUUGAUUGGAGAUCUCUCCACUCGUCCCAUGCUGUGUAUCGCUCUAAAGAAUCAGCAAAGGAAUAAUGUUUGAGAAAUGUACCGAUAAAACUAUAAUCAUUCUGUACAGGAUUUGAUGUCCUGCACUGCUUUUUUUUUCUUUUUUCUUUUGCUGUUGUUUGUGAUUCUGGGCAUCAUCCUUAAAGUGUGACUAUCACUAUUUUCCCAAACCAGUUAGUCUUUUUAGAAUAGUAUUUGCCAUUUUUGGUGAGAAAAAGUGUCCUACUUCACAACGAUAGAGAAACGGCCCAUUUAAACAUCUUACUUACAUUUUUAACAUUGAACGUAUAUACGUGUAAUAUUUGACAUUUUUUUAGAUAUGAGGUUUUCCCAGGUUGUAAGAAAUUAUAGAUUGACGCUUCUUUUUAUUUGCACAUGUCUUCUGCUGGUUCAGAUGACCAUCACUUAGAAAAUCUCCUAUUUAAUCUUUUAUGUGAUUUUAAUUAUUUAUCAUUAUUGGGGUUUUUAUGUGGAAGCAAGAGAAAUGCAUCAGCUGUUUUUGUUUGCUUUGCUCAGUUAUGAUCAUUGCAAAGCAUAUUAAUUUCUCUAUACCAUAUGAGGCUUUUUAUAAUCUGUGGCUUCAUUUUUUGGUUAAUUUUUUCUUGAUUCAUAAAAGGAGCCUAUUUCUUCUGUUCUGGCAUAAUAGGCUGUACAUCGAUCUAUUAGUUUUGCCUUGUUGGCUUUUCUCAACAUCAGAAAGGAAUGAAAAUUCCUGAUAUGGGUUGGUCAGUACAGUUAAAAACUUGAUGACCUAAAUCAUGAAUUAUUUGCUGAUUUGUUUUAAUUUGUUAUAAGAUGUUUUUGUUUUGUCUCUUGUUAAAGCCAUUGGAAAAAAGUUGUUUGUGAGCCUCCAUUCUGUCUCUUCUACAACCGUACUGACAUAUAGUCGUGUUUACAUAGUCAGAAGGUAACUUGGUAUUUACUGUAGACAUUAAGGCACAUUUAAACUCAGACUCACUCUCGGUAUCAAUAAAUUUAGCCUGGGUGAGUUAAUUCAACCAAACAAUGCAACAGCACCUCCUGUCUUACAAACUGUGCCCCUGCAGCAUGAGGACCAGACUUAAAGUUACAAGGGCUAUGAUCACAAACUUUUACAUGUAUGAUGUGCAUUUUAUGUGAAUGUAUCUUUGUUGUAGAUCCUCUGGCUUCUCUGACAUAAGAUGCAUGUUUAGCAUUUGCUGGAAAAUAAACCUGCCUGCAAUAUUA
Molecule: messenger RNA, 5004 nt
Organism: Betta splendens (Siamese fighting fish)
Lineage: Eukaryota; Metazoa; Chordata; Actinopteri; Anabantiformes; Osphronemidae
Gene: cnsta
Product: consortin, connexin sorting protein a
Exons: 13
Coding region: 233-2575 (780 amino acids)
Biological process (GO): positive regulation of Golgi to plasma membrane protein transport
Cellular component (GO): plasma membrane; transport vesicle; trans-Golgi network
Molecular function (GO): connexin binding
Source: RefSeq, a predicted model, not a curated record